GCGCUGACGCGCAUGUCCAGUAAACACAGUAGCGUACAGUUUGGGAUGGGCGCUGGUGGAAAACAUCUUCCCGAAUGAUCUCAUCGAUUACAGCUGCACGAGCCAAUAUUCCUUUAUUUAACUUUAUAUAAGAGCCACAUAUCCUAAUCUGAAAAUGCCGAGUAAUAAGAUGGAUAAACCAGAGAAGGUGGAGGUGAGUGAUAACGUAAAGGUGGUGGUGAGAUGUCGACCCCUCAAUGAAAAAGAGAAGAUGAUGGGAUACAAGCAGGCUGUUACUGUGGAUGAGAUCAGAGGCACCAUUACUGUCAACAAAGUUGAUAUGACUAGUGAGCCGCCAAAGACGUUCACCUUUGACACAGUGUUCGGUCAAGAUAGUAAGCAGCUGGAUGUGUAUAACUUAACAGCCCGACCCAUCAUAGACUCUGUAUUAGAGGGUUACAACGGAACCAUAUUUGCAUAUGGUCAAACAGGCACAGGUAAAACCUUCACAAUGGAGGGCGUCAGAGCCGUGCCUGAACUCAGGGGCAUCAUUCCUAAUUCGUUUGCUCAUGUAUUUGGUCACAUUGCAAAAGCAGAAGGAGACACUAGGUUUCUGGUAAGAGUUUCUUAUUUGGAAAUUUACAACGAAGAGGUGAGGGACCUGUUAGGAAAGGACCAGAUGCAGAGGCUUGAGGUUAAGGAGAGGCCUGAUGUUGGAGUUUAUAUCAAGGAUCUUUCUGGUUAUGUGGUAAACAAUGCCGAUGACAUGGACCGGAUUAUGACCCUUGGCCAUAAAAACCGAUCUGUCGGUGCGACCAACAUGAAUGAGCACAGUUCUCGCUCUCAUGCGAUCUUCACCAUAACUAUCGAGUGCAGCGAGAAGGGCGUAGAUGGGAACCAACAUGUCCGCAUGGGCAAACUACACCUGGUUGACCUUGCGGGAUCUGAAAGGCAGGGGAAAACAGGAGCCACAGGUCAACGUCUUAAAGAGGCCACUAAAAUCAACCUGUCCCUGUCUACACUGGGAAAUGUAAUCUCUGCACUAGUGGAUGGCAAAAGCACUCAUGUGCCCUACAGGAACUCAAAACUCACCCGACUGUUACAGGACUCCCUCGGAGGAAACUCCAAAACCAUGAUGUGUGCUAACAUCGGUCCAGCAGAUUACAACUACGAUGAGACUAUCAGUACUCUUCGAUAUGCCAACCGUGCUAAAAACAUCAAGAAUAAGGCCAGAAUUAAUGAGGACCCGAAGGAUGCUUUGUUACGCCAAUUUCAGAAGGAAAUUGAAGAGCUCAAGAAGAAACUGGAAGAAGGUGAGGAGAUCUCUGGCUCGGAUGACAGUGCAUCGGAUGACAUGGAUGAAGGUGAAGAUGAAGUGGGUGAUGGAGGGGAGAGACGCAGGAAACGGAGAGGGAGGAAGAAGGUGUCUCCAGAUAAAAUGGUGGAGAUGCAGGCGAAGAUCGAGGAGGAACGGAAAGCACUGGAGGCCAAACUAGACAUGGAGGAGGAGGAGAGAAACAAAGCCCGUGCCGAACUUGAGAAGAGAGAGAAGGACCUUCUCAAAGCCCAACAAGAGCAUCAUCUAUUAUUGGAGAAGCUUUCUUCUCUGGAGAAGAGGGUUAUUGUUGGUGGAGUUGAUUUACUGGCUAAAGCUGAGGAGCAGGAGAGACUUCUGGAGGAAUCUAACAAUGAGCUGGAGGAGCGCCGGAAAAGGGCCGAGCAGCUCCGAAGAGAGCUGGAAGAAAAGGAGCAAGAGCGGUUGGACAUUGAGGAGAAAUAUACCAGCUUACAGGAAGAGGCUCAAGGCAAGACCAAAAAACUGAAGAAAGUGUGGACUAUGUUGAUGGCUGCGAAAUCGGAGAUGGCUGAUCUCCAGCAAGAACAUCACCGAGAGAUUGAAGGUCUGCUUGAGAACAUCCGUCAGCUCAGCAGAGAACUCCGUCUCCAGAUGCUCAUCAUUGAUAAUUUUAUUCCUCAGGAAUAUCAGGAAAUGAUUGAGAACUAUGUGCACUGGAAUGAAGACAUCGGAGAGUGGCAGCUGAAAUGUGUGGCAUAUACUGGCAACAACAUGAGAAAACAGACACCCGUAUCAGACAAGAAAGAAAAAGAUCCAUUUGAAGUGGAUCUUUCUCAUGUUUACCUGGCCUACACUGAAGAGAGCAUGAGACAAUCCCUAAUGAAGCUAGAAAGGCCUCGGACAUCAAAGAGUGGGAAGUCAAGGCCUAAAACUAGCCGUAGGAAACGCUCUUCCAAACCAGAGGCUGUGAUUGAAUCCCUGCUGCAGUGAGCCACUUGUCUGACGACGACUUUAUUUUGUCCAUUUACAAGGCAGGUCCAAUAUAUGUCUUAGAAAGAAUAAUGACUCUAAAGGGCACUUUGAUAUAAGUGUACAUUAUGUGUUUAUAUGCAAGAACCUCACAUCUCCAAAGCUGGAUUUAGUUGGGAAUUCUUUACAUAUGUAAUGAUAGUACUCCAAAUGGCACAUUUAAACAAACAAACACUGUUAUUGUAAAUUUGACAUUAAUAGACUGACUGUGACACCCACACGUCUGGGGUAGGAUAUUAGUCGGACACCGAAGGUUGGCGUGUGUGCUGUCAGGCCAAAUGCUAUCGAGAAACAAAUCUCCUCCUUUGUUCAAUAUAAUUGGCAGCGUGCAAUUGCCUUAGCUCAAUGUACACAAGCUAUGCUACUUUAUUUUUCAUGGGAGAACGUGCAUGCCAUAUUUCCCUGGCCGUAGUGCAAUGGAAGCAUUAGCUCGGUUUGUAAUUGUAUUUUUCAGUGUGCACUGUAGUAAAACCAUUAGUCUCAUGUAAAAAAUGUUUACAAUUUACUGUGUUUCGUCUUGUUAUCUUCUUAAAUUAUUAAAUUAUUUUAUAAUGUA
This is a messenger RNA of Misgurnus anguillicaudatus (oriental weatherfish), 2861 nucleotides long. The record is from RefSeq and is a predicted model, not a curated record. NCBI's taxonomy places the organism in Eukaryota, Metazoa, Chordata, Actinopteri, Cypriniformes, Cobitidae.